UCCAUACUGAGAAACACAGUAGCAUGGCUCUGAAUAAUCCCAACCCACUGGGACCAUGGAAGAUCACAGUUUAUGACCAGGAGAACUUCCAGGGGAAGCGUCUGGAGUUUACCUCAGCAUGCCAGAACAUCAUGGAGUGCGGCGUGGACAACAUCCGCUCUCUGAAGGUGGAGUGUGGCGCCUGGACAGGAUAUGAGCACUCCAGCUUCUGUGGACAGCAGUUUGUGUUGGAGAGAGGAGAGUAUCCUCACUGGGAGUCGUGGAGUGGCAGCAACGCCUACCACAUUGAGAGGAUGAUGUCCUUCCGCCCCAUCUGCUCUGCUAACCACAAGGAGUCCAAGAUGGUGCUGUUUGAGAAGGAGAACUUCAUGGGACGUCAGUGGGAGAUAAACGAUGACUACCCCUCUCUGCAGGCCAUGGGCUGGGGCAACAAUGAGAUUGGAUCCAUGCAAGUUCAGAGUGGCGCCUGGGUGUGCUACCAGUUCCCUGGUUACCGUGGUUACCAGUACAUCAUGGAGUGCGAUCGUCAUGGCGGCGAGUACAAACAUUACAGAGAGUGGGGCUCCCAUGCUCAGUCCUUCCAGGUGCAGUCGCUGCGUCGAAUCCAGCAAUAA
Messenger RNA from Scomber japonicus (chub mackerel), 614 nucleotides. RefSeq names its product crystallin, beta A1a (gene cryba1a). The record is from RefSeq and is a predicted model, not a curated record. Gene Ontology annotation, biological process: visual perception; lens development in camera-type eye. Gene Ontology annotation, molecular function: structural constituent of eye lens. The coding region runs from base 24 to 614 and encodes 196 amino acids. NCBI's taxonomy places the organism in Eukaryota, Metazoa, Chordata, Actinopteri, Scombriformes, Scombridae. The transcript has 5 exons.